AUGGCUGGCUUUGUGGCUGCCUUAAGAUUGGCUGCCUCAACCAAUCCCAUCGAAAGGAUGGGUGCAGCGCUUGCAAAGGCAAAGGUGCCUCGGAACACCCCGGCGGCACCGGCGAAGCUGGAAAGUCAGGGCAACCGUGGUAUUUUCACGGCACGCGCAUCCAUGGAACUGUCCGCCUCGAAGGAGGGACGCCUGGGGCCUGGCGUUUAUCUGGUGGAGUCCUGGGAGCUCGCAGCGACAAUCGCGCGGCACCGUGGCCAUGAUGGGAACGCUUGCGUGGUGGUCUGUGAAUGCUCGGACCGAGCACCCAAGAUUGGCAUGCACCCAGCUUGGGCCGGGAUUCCGAAGCCAUUCAAGGAGUAUUGCUGCCGAGAAGACUGCAUUCGCGUGGUUGCCGUGGAGCUUGUCGACAAGCACACGAAAGCUCCAAACAGGCUGUAG
Molecule: messenger RNA, 441 nt
Organism: Symbiodinium natans
Lineage: Eukaryota; Dinophyceae; Suessiales; Symbiodiniaceae
Source: the annotation of a GenBank genome assembly